AUGAGCGGCACGGCGUUCGUCAAAUGGCGCUUACCAUCCUCGAGUGCUCCCGAACAUCAUGGUCAUACGGAUAAGGCGGUCAUUGUAGACCACCGCGCAUAUUGGAACUACGACAAGAUCCUGCAGGUCAGGCUCACUAUUGACCGAAACCAGUCCCUUCACGAAUGCGAGCUCUACUUCGAGAUCAUACAGGAAUUUGCAUCGGGGGGAAAUAACGAGAAGAAUCUCCUGGGAAGGAUCAGACUCAACCUGUCCGAAUAUGUGGACAAGAGCGAUGAUGAUGAGGGCAUUGUACGGAGGUACUUAAUGCAGGAUAGCAAGAUCAACAGCACGCUCAAGGUCGGGAUCGCGAUACGCCAAGUCGAAGGGGACCGGAAUUUUAUUACGCCGCCUCUGAAGUCAGCUAUGGUAUUCGGAGGUAUCGCAGGCGUUGUAUCCUCUGAACAAAGCGAGCAUGACGAACUGGGCCGCCUACCGACCAUCAACAGCCAGAACCGAGAAACCACCGACAUGCAAGACAUGUAUCGUCGCACUUUGGCCGCCUCUUGGAAUUCUCGGGCUGACGAUUUACCGGCGGAUAAAUUGAUCGAAGAACUGUUUUCGGGGGGCAUUAGCUGGGCCGACAACCAUGAUGCCCGCGCAGAGAAGUCCGUCGAACAUCAAUCUGAACGGUUGUCUGCCAGUGGAAGCUUAGGCGUAAAGCAAGCUAUGUUGGAGAGUCGGUUAUCGCCCCCUAGCUUUGAGAGACGGCCAAGGAGCUCCUCAAGCAAUCACUUCCGAAAUGAUGGUAAGGGGGCUGAGUUCGCGCCAGCGAUUAACCAUGCACGAAAGGCCGGAAGCAUUGAGCAGCAACUCUAUGAUAAUCCGAAAGGGAAAGUCUGGAAGAAUCGUAGUACUGAAUUCGAGUUGUCCGAGUUCGAUGUGCGGGAGGACUUGCGGAGCUGGGAGGUCAUGGAUAAGGAAGCGUCACGGCUCCUGAGCUGCCGACUUUUUCCGGAAUGCAGAGGGAGUCCCCUCUCCCCAUCAUUGCGCCGGCGCAAUGUCUCCGCCCGAUUCGAAAGUUCCGCGAGUAACGCCACUGGAAAUGAUGCUACCGCAAACGAUGCUACCACAAGUCCUCGAACUCCCCGUCGCAGUACAUUCAUCCCGAAAGGAGGUCUAAAAGUACCCCUGUCCGUGGGCUCGCUAGGAGGCGCCGCUGAGGUCGUACUGGUCAGGGAACGAUGGGUCAGAAAGGAAAGGAAGGGUCGCACAUCCCCGAAAGUGGAAGAAAGAACAAACGAACCCGAAGAGGUGACAAAAUCUGACAACGGCUCCCUUCCUUACUUCUUGGAGGAGCUACGCAAAGACGAUGAAUAUCUCGAUAACAAUGUCCUACAAAAUCGAAUCGAGAGUUUUCGUUCCGACUUUCAACCACUUGACAAGCUGACCCCCACUGAGUGGACGACCCUUCGAGAGACACUCGGAUCGUCAUUCACCCUUCGGCAGCUGACGGACUAUAUAACAAAGGUGGGGAAGUAUAACCGGGUGCGGAUUGGCUUGGAUUUCGAUCACAACACAGAUAAGAUGGGAGAAUGGACACCUGGGACUUCGGAGUUUCUUGAAACCGAACUUGGUUCCCGAGGCAGUGUUGCCGAACGAGUGGCGGCAGCGCAGGCUCUCAAGGGGAAAUAUCUUCUUGCUGAGAAGAUUCUUCGCGAUUGCUGGCAGCUCGGAAUUAUUGAUGAAGUUGGUCAGCGUGAUAUCCAUCUGCCUGCCCAUUCUUUAUCGCUGCUCCUCAGCUCCAAGCAUUUUUCUUUCGAAGAGUUAGCCGGUCUGUACGAAGCGAAAAUCGAUGUCACCCACUUCCUUGGCCUUGUGAGAAUCACCGGAAAGCAGGAAGUGUGUGAUUCGAUCAGCGAGAUUGUACACGAUUCCCUUGCUAGGAUUCGACAGGAAGAUAUCAGUCUUCCGCCGGAUAAUUCUGUGACGAACGCCAACGCUAUCUUUACGCCGAAUUUCCUAUCAUGGAUUACAAAAACAUAUGCGGUGGCAUUUGAAAACACUACACAGCCUCCCGAUAAGAUCUUCUACCUUGUUGAAAACAAACAGGAUGCCGACAAUGCCCGCCGGGUCUUGAACCUCGCCUAUCACAGCGCAAAUGCCCGUCUCGCACCUUUCAGCACCUAUGUAUCGCCCGCGGAGCCAUUCUGGGUCCACGAUUUUGACCCGGAGGACAACCUCACAUGGUUCGACAAACAAAAGAAAUGGUUCCGAUGGGGCUUGCCGGCAACCCAUGCCACCGAGAGCAAUACAUCAGAGACCCCCUUCUUCGACAAACAUCCAACUCGCCUAUCGAACGAGCUUCUCAAGCUACUCCGACGGCAACGAACCCCCUCUCGAGCAGGCCAACCCCCCAACACCGGUAUCCAAGAAUCCAUCACCGCCGCCGUGGGCAGUUGCCUUUUCCUGCGCAAGCCAAACUCCGAAGAGAGCACAGCCAGUGCUUCUAAACUGGGCCAAAUGGCCCUUCCACGGACCUUCUCCACCGACAUCCCUCGUGCCGCACCUUUCCUCCGCGGGCUACAGCCCCAGCCUAUAGACGAGUACCAAAAAGCCCACCGUAUCCGUCUCAUCCCAUCCGCCUUCAACGCCCACGUCUUCCCGCAACUGGAGCUAGAAGUCACCGCCAAGACAACCCACCGCGCCAAAGACGACCACGAGCCCGAAUUCGUCAUGCGCAGCGCCAAGGCCAUCCUCCUCGAGAGCAACCUGGACUUCCUCCUCCCCGAGAACGGGCUCGACCUCCGCUUCACCCGCAAGCUCACCCGCGAGAUUCUCAAAACCCCCCACGAUGGCUCUGGCUCGGACCCCUCCCCCCUGGAAUCCCUCGAAGAAUGCCUCCGUGAUCUCUUCACGAGAUGCACCUCCGCGGAAAGCGAUCUGCCUCUUCCCCCCUCCAUCCAACUCUCCCUUCCCCGCCAGUUCCUCCCCUCCGAUGCCCCCGAUUCUGCCGAAUACACUUUCCUCCCCGUGAGCGAUAUCAGGAGUACCCGUGUUUACCGGUACGAGUUCCUCGACCACCAACUCAACUAUACUUUCCAUGAGAGUGGGCCGUUCAACGCCGCCGAAAAUACGAAUAUGUUUCUGAAUAUGAACAUGCCGGCGGCGGCGGCCGGUGAGUCUACUCUGGCCGCUCAGGAUCACGCUAUCCAGGAGAGUUUCCAUACUUUCUACAAUACCGCGUGCGCUUUGGCGUUUGAGUUGGAUAGGGCUCGGCUGUAA
This is a messenger RNA of Aspergillus heteromorphus CBS 117.55, 3264 nucleotides long. RefSeq lists its product as uncharacterized. The record is from RefSeq and is a predicted model, not a curated record. The transcript is spliced from 4 exons. The coding region runs from base 1 to 3264 and encodes 1087 amino acids. NCBI's taxonomy places the organism in Eukaryota, Fungi, Ascomycota, Eurotiomycetes, Eurotiales, Aspergillaceae.